Daphnia pulex (common water flea) is the source of this 2199-nucleotide messenger RNA. Its product is annotated as bestrophin-4-like. The record is from RefSeq and is a predicted model, not a curated record. Lineage: Eukaryota; Metazoa; Arthropoda; Branchiopoda; Diplostraca; Daphniidae. The transcript has 14 exons. Gene Ontology annotation, molecular function: chloride channel activity. The coding region runs from base 426 to 2072 and encodes 548 amino acids.
AAGGGCUAUAUAGCCAGCACCACAUAACUGUUUUUUCUUUUUCUUUUUGGUUGAUGCUGAGCUUGAAAGUUGGCCGGCAGCCAGACCCUGUUCUACUGGCGUCUAUAACUUUCUCUACCUGCCUUACGGCUGUGUUGUGGCUCAAGAACAGUUACAGUCCUGUUCCCAAACUUUUCCAGUUUGGUUCAGCAUCUGACGCCGACGCCACAGUCUCACAGUUUCCAUGCGUUUGAAAAGAGGUGCGUACCUUGCACACGUCGAGGUGUCUGCAUCUUCUUGCCAAUAAUUAAAAAGUGCCGGUAUGUGUUGUUGUUGAUAAUAGACCAACUAGUGCGAUUUGUGUUAAGUGAUGUUUCCUAUGACGUGUCUUUCCCAGAAAUUUCCUACUGUGAUGCAAUGAUUUCAUAUAGAGUUGGAGAUUCAUCAUGAAUGAUCACCUGAACGAACAUCGCCCUCUCAAUCGUGCAAAGUCAUUUGAAUUCACGACUCUGGAUGCAGCCACCGUACCGCUGGCUCAUCAGUUCUCAUUUAAAAAGAAAACGUCCUCCCAAGGGCCGUCUAGAAAAACCUCUUCCAUAUUAGGCCCAUCUAGAAAAACGUCCUCAUUAGGCCCGUCUAGAAAAACCUCCAAAAAUUCGUUUAGGAAAAAAUCAGAAGUGAUGAUAGUGCCGUCACUCCAAGCCGUCGAACGAACGGCUCCCAACGCCCGCUAUUGCGACAGCAUUAAAACACUUUUCCGGUGGAGAGGAAGUAUAUACAAAUUAGUUUGGCGGCACUUUGUGAUCUAUUACGUCUUGUACGUUUCGAUGACUGUCUUGUACGAAUUUGUUUUAGAUGGGGAUGGCAGAAGGCAUUUCGAAGCUUUGACAAGGUACAUUUCAAAGAGUGCUUCGACUUUGAAUCUAAUGAUAAUGUUAGGGUUCUUCACGGCCACAGCCCUACAACGUCUUCUUGCCAUCCAGACAGCCAUUCCAGGUACGGCCAAAACCAUUUCUUCGUUCUUGAUGUCAUUAAAGAUGGACCUACCGGAAGGGACCAUAAUCGUAUUUCAGUACGCCCGAUGGGCGGUCCUCAGUUGGAUUCUCGCUUGCCGCAGUGUCAGUGUCCCUUUACGUGACAAGUACCCGGACAUGAUUUCUCUACAAAGGAAAGGAAUUCUUCGACCGUACGAGAGACUGAUCCUUGAACGCGCUGAAACGGAUGGGGAUACGACUCCCCGCCCUUUGAUUGUCAUUGAUUGGAUGUUGUUGUUGUUGAAAGAAUGUUUUAAAUAUGGUCGCUACAAUAGCAAAUCGAGUCACCACAAAAAUGUCGAAAUUCUCAUGGCGUUCAAAAAGAGCUGCGGCAAUAUGAUUAAAUUCGCUACCCGAAACAUGCCUCACGCUGUUAUUCAGGCUGUUAUAAUAGCGGUGUAUUAUUUCGGACUGGUCACGAUGUUGGCCCGUGAUUUGUCUACGCUCGUACCCAUACCUCAUCAGAGUGAUGGUGAUGCACCCCUAGAUUCAGGACCGAAAUACAUGGAUAAUGGACGUCCCGAUCACGACGAAAUCGUUAAGACUAUCAUUUUGUAUUUUCCCGUAAUGCCACUUAUGCAGUUUUUCAUCUUCUUCGCUUGGCUGACAUUCGGCAGAAUGGCAGUCAAUCCAUUCGGGGAGGAUGAAACUGACAUUGACCUUGAAUCAGUUCUUGAAGCUCACAUUGAGGACUAUAAACGUCUAGGAACUUUGUAUACCCAAAAUUUGGAAGACUUGUUCCCCGAUUUGCCCCAAAAGAGAUUCUUUGAUGCGGCUCUAGAGGCUUUAGAGAACAAGAAGGACCAGAAAGAUAAAAGUGAGUCAAAAACAAAAGCCCGGGUUGAUCCACUAGUAAUUCCUGUCACACAACCCACGACAUCAUUACAUAAAGUCGCCUCAUCCCCCGUAUUCAGUGCAUUCUCUGCGUUCGGAGAAAGGCCGAGAGACGGGAGAAGAUUUCGUGAACCGUCGCCGUUCGCUUUUGACAGAAAUUCUACAGCCAUCACAAUCGAUGACGAUAAUAUUGAAAUGAAAUCGCUUAUUGUCCCUAUUGACUGAUAGAUUCCCAAAGUGAUGCUGGUUCCAAAAUGCAAUGCCAUGACUCUUGUGUUACCCAUGUAAUUUAAUAGUUUUUAAAAUCAACUUUAUACACUGCACUAUUUCACAAAAAAAUGAGUUGGGCAAA